This is a messenger RNA of Medioppia subpectinata, 454 nucleotides long. The record is from the annotation of a GenBank genome assembly. Lineage: Eukaryota; Metazoa; Arthropoda; Arachnida; Sarcoptiformes; Oppiidae.
UGAGUGUGCGGUGGGUUUGGAAGGCGUUUGUAUGCGAUAUGGAGUGCAUUGCAGUCGAGUGUAGAGAGUGUUAGCGAUUGCUCUCUGUUUGCAGUGUUUGUAGAGUUGUCUCAAUGUCUCUGACGUGGAGAACAACUGAUUCGCUAUAAUUAUCGGACCAUUGAUUACAAGACACACUCACAGACAUUGACAACACGUUUACCACAAUCUCAUCCAUUAGAUUAUGACCAAUAAAAGCCAUCGACGGCUCGUCUGUCUCCUCAUCGUAUGUCUCAUACCGGAGACCAUCAGUGAUGAACACUCGCACACCUACGAAGACAACGAAGAGGUGGUGCUGUGGAUGAAUACAGUCGGGCCCUAUCAUAAUCGACAGGAGACUUACAGCUACUUCUCAUUGCCUUUCUGUUGGGGCACUAAGAAAGCUAUAUCCCAUUAUCACGAGACUCUCGGAGAG